Molecule: messenger RNA, 918 nt
Organism: Drosophila navojoa
Lineage: Eukaryota; Metazoa; Arthropoda; Insecta; Diptera; Drosophilidae
Source: RefSeq, a predicted model, not a curated record
AAAAUAUAGAAUAACAUGGUCACCUUUCUUUUCAACUGUGUAACUGUCGGUUUUCCAGUGCAAAAUGUUCACACACAAAACCAAAAAAAUCAACAACUUAUCCACCAAUACCCAGCAAAAAUUCAAAGCUCAACUUAAGGCAAAUGAACAUUUGCUUGGCAAUCGGAGCUUUGAAACUGCUUCCGGACUAUUGCGAAAAACUGGAAGUCAGUUAAAGCAAACCAAAUUGACUCUCUGCGAAAAGGACAAGAAGCUUAUAUUUUCUGGAUUUGUUGAAGAUCCCGUUAAAAUUAAACCCAAACACGAGUUUGUCUACAAUCCGCCACCUAAAGGUCUCAACAAAUCUUUUUGCUGUGCGAAAAAAGAAAUAACUGUAAUACCCAAAGCUGAACCGCUUGCCGCGUUGCCAGCUUCACCGAUGUUAAAGCCUGGACGUGAUUUAGUGAGCUUAAUCGGGCGUGUGGACUUUUGCAUUAAAAUGCAUCGAGAGCAGCCACAUUUAAAUGCACUCUGGAAUAUCUAUGGUAGGCUAAUAGACACUUUUGUACUGCUAAAAAUAACUGUAUGCUUAACAGGUCAGCUUUUACGAAUCAUCGCGGGUAAACGAGGCGAACAGACUUUGCUUUUGCGCAAUGAGGAUAAAGGACCGAUUCUUCAGGCGAUUUUCUACGAUUUCGAUGGUGAGCUGAAAGCAUUGACCAAUGGUUGUUUCGUUAAUGUAGUGGGCCGUUUUAUAGGUGAGAAUCGUUUGAAUACCUUCAGCGUUUCACAGGUAAGUCUUGUUGACUGGCAACAAAAUUUCACGCGCCUGCAGAAUGUUGUCUCAUAUAUAUUAAUGCAAAACACAAAUAGUAGUUUUUAAUUUAUUUAAAUUUAGCCUUUCCAAUGGCCAUAUGCAUCAGAUAUUGCUUUUUAGUA